AUGCCUAAUACCAAAGAUAAACGUUUUAACAUUGCAAUGUAUAUGAAAGAAAGGAAAGAAGCAAGGUUUAAAGCUGUUCUAAAUCAUCGAUCGCUAGCGUUGGAGCACAAGAAAAGCGAGAGAAUUCAAGCCAAGGUAUAGAAACCUAAGCAAUGUAUUUGUUAUUCAGAUAUUAACAUUCUAUUUACUAUCAGUAAAUGUUUAACUUUGUUAUUAAUAUAAACAUUUACCUUUAUGCAGAUUGUAAAAGCAAAGGAAAAAACAGCUGCUUUGACAUCUGAUUUGGAAAACAAUAUGGUGAGUUUCUGCGACAAAUCAAAUCAUGUGGUAUAGUAGGAUUAAACCCAUUAAGCCGUAAUAUGUCUAUAUUUUGUUAUUUUACUCUGUCUAAUGCCAGAUGAUUUUACUCAUCAAGGUGAAAAUAUUGGACAUUAACCCAUUAUGCGCCAGCGCUCUCCCCUUGACGAGGAAAAUCGUCUGGCGUUAAACAGAGUAAAAUACUAAACUAAGGUGCAUCAGGGUGCAAUGCGACUCAAUGGGUUAACUGGUAAAUUACAGCAGCAUAUUUUGGUUCAUCUAUGCAUUUUACAAUUUACAUUAUAAUAUAGCAUUUGUAAAUUCUGAACGCUGAUUGGCUAAGAGCCGUGUUGAUAUAACUCAAUGUCAACACGGGAAAUUUUCCGCCGCUUGUAAACACGGAAUUUUUUCCUAUCCUUCGGGCUUUUGACAUUGCUAUAUUAUAAAAAAAUAUAAAACAUUUUUUCCGUGUUGAUAUAUAGUUAUAUCAACACUCGUGGAAGUUGGGAAAACUCGAAAUUGUAUGGAAACACGAUGCCUGAAGGGCGUGUCCCAAUUCCACUCGUGUUGAUAUAAAUGUAUAUCAACACGGAAAAUGUUUUAUAUUUGUUAAAUAACAGUCAACUAUUUACAUGCACAGGUAAUAUAUACUGUAAAUUUAAGUAAUGAUAUAAAAGAUUCUGGACUUUCAUGCAAGAAAUACCCCGUCAGAUAAACAAUUAUGAUUUUCGAACACUUUUUUCAGGUUUUUUACAAUUUUAUUAUUUAACGACAAUACCAGUACUGCUAAUAUAUUGCCUGCCUGUGCAGUUCAACUAUUUUGGCCUUGUUAUUUUGGCUCGGCAACAAUGGCUUCAAUUACCUCUAGUAUAAUUUGUUCGUGAUGGUAAGUGGGAUUUGAGAUGGGCCGUGACCAUUUGAUGAUCCUAAUUAAUUUGUAUUGUUAGCCCUGUAAUUCUGAGACAAGGACAAGAAAAGCUACGACAUUGGAGAAUGGGGUAUCAAAUAUGCCAGUUCGAACAGCAACAAAAAGGAGGCGGGAAACCAUGACAGCGGUAUCAGCAAUCCAUGGUGCAUCCAAGAAGAAUUUAAAGCCUGCUUAUGAUGGGAUGUUCGACACCCUCCAGAAACGAUGCAAGAUGAAAGAUUUAACAAAUUAUGUAUUAGGUAAUGAGAAUUUAACUAAAACUGUAGUUUCUGAACAUUACAAAAAAGAGUUGAAAGAUUUUGAAAAAUCAAAAGAAAAUGCGGAAAGGAGUAUUGCUACAUUUUACUCCAGUGGUGUCAUGGGCAAGAGAAAAUAUCAAAGUGUUAGGCUUGUGCUUUCAAUGACAUCAAGCGAACAAGGUGGGAGAACGGGCAUAUCAAUUUUUCCAGGCUGCAAGGUACCCAAAAUAUUAACAUAUAAUAACCUUGUAAGAGAGUUGAACAAAAUUGAUAUUGGAAAUGUUUUGGAAAUCAAUAACGAGUACCUCAGUGACUUAGAAAUAGAUGCACCCAUCAAUGGCGCAUACAGAGAUCUAAGAGAGUACUUGCCACGUUUAGCUAAGUUCUAUUUGAGUACCGAUAGAAAACAUGCUUUAGAAUGGUACGGUAAAACUGAGGGUACAUUUUUAAUAGCACUAGGAGGGGAUGGUUGCCCAUUUGGGAAACAUGAAAGUGCCUGUUCAUUUUUAGUUAGUUUCCUUAAUGUUGGUCGAAAGGUAGCAUCAAGUCAUGAUAACUUUUGCAUUUUUGGGGCUAAUUGUGACGAGACCUCUCAAGUUGUAAAAAAAUAUGUGAGGUCUCUAGUUCAUCAGAUUGCUGAGUUGGACAAAAAGAUUUUCCAAAUUGAUGACUGGGUCACAAUUACCUUUAAAGUGCAAGAACUUCCUAAUGACAUGAAGAUGCUCGCCAUGCUUGCAGGGGAACUUGUCAUUAGUUCUAAGUACUUCUCCCCCUUUGCCAAUGUUUGCAAAGAUGAUGCAACUGACUUGCAGGCAUCUUUUGGUCCAGAACCAGGGCACAAAUGGCAGCCAUGGGAAUAUAAACAAAGGGUCAAUGUUGUUGGAAAGGUGGAAUCUUUUAAGAAAAAAAUUGAGAAAAAACCAUUAUCUUGCAAAGUUAAACGGACUAAAGUCACAGAAUUUAUUGCCUCGCAAAAGAGCAGGCAAGAAUUCCUGCCCCUUUUGGACAAAUACAUUGACCAGGCACAUGUGGAGCCUUUGCACCUAAAAAAUAAUGCCUGGCAAUAUUUUUUUAAGGGUGUUUUGAAAGAGGCCAUUCGAAAAUCAAAACUCCCAGUAAGUUGUAAGACAUUUUCUGAAGUACCCGAGGAAAGUGUUUUUGGCAGGCUUAUUAGUUCACUGAAAAUGCAGGUAAAAGCAGGAUGCCUUUGCAAGAAGGUUAAGCGGUGGUUUGAUGACACCCAGGGAUCUGGGCCUGAUUUGCAAUACAGGUUCACAGGCAAGGAGUCUCGUAGGUUUUGUCACAAUUAUAUGAGCUUAGUCAAUGCACUAAGUGAUGAUAAUGACACAAAAGCAGACAGACAGGCUAUCCUUGUCUUUGCCUACUUAGGGCAGAGACUACGGGACAGUGUGUCUCUCAUAAACAGAUUUGACAUUAAAGAAGAGCAACUCGCCCAGCUUACUCUUGCAGCACAAGAGUAUUUGAGGGUGAAUGCAAUGUUUUUGUCAACAUCUGUAAAUCCUACUGUUUGGACAUUGGGACAUAUUGUCCCUGUUCAUGCCCAACAAGUGUUUUCACAGUACAAUAAAGGCUUGGCUAUAGUCACCAUGGAAGGGCGGGAAGCCAAACAUAUUUUUCUUAAAAAAUUAAGUCAAAAUACAACUUAUCAAAGGCGGUGGCUUGAAAUAUUUAAGCAUGAAUAUAUUAUGUUAGUAUGGUUACCAGAACAUGGUUAUGAGCUCCCAGGUAACAAAAGCCACAAUGAAGCCUAUAUUCCACCUAGAAUUUUUGAGAAUCCAUCAUACUGCUACUGUGGUUUAUUAAAAACUAACCCUAGUGAUGCAAAAUGUUCAAUUUGUGGGGACCCAUUGAUGAGGCUUAUUGAAAAAAGUGUCACUGAGGGAAAGAUUGAUUCUGGUUUGAAACUUUAA
This is a messenger RNA of Paramuricea clavata, 3395 nucleotides long. The record is from the annotation of a GenBank genome assembly. Lineage: Eukaryota; Metazoa; Cnidaria; Anthozoa; Malacalcyonacea; Plexauridae.